GGCUUGCAGAAGACCCACAGAGAUCAUAUAUUUGGGUCAACAAGAAAUCUGGAAUACCAAACCCACCCUGGAGUGCCCCAUGCCAAUGCUGUGGGCCUUGAGACUCAAUACACAGAGUUGAUGGUCAUUAAGCAGUACACAAGGACCUAUAAUGAGACUCACCAUGAACUUGAGAAGACUGGGAGAACUCAUGCAGAAAUGGUGGAAGAGCGGGCAAAGGAGAAAUGUGAGAAAAUCUGGACUGAACAGUUGUUCAGAAAAAGUCCAGGCAGUAAAUCUGCACCUAACAUUGUGGUGGUUAGCGGAGUGGCUGGGAUUGGGAAAACUACCAUGGUACAGAAGAUCAUGUUUGACUGGGCCAGGGGCACUCAGAACAAGAGGUUUACAUUUGUGUUCCUGUUUAAGUUCCGGGAUCUCAAUCUCCUAGACGACCAGACAGAGCCUCAGAUGCAUCUGACUAGACUGAUUGUGAGAUACUAUAAAUAUCUCAAUGACCUGAAACUAAGGGAAAUCCUGCAGAAACCCAAACAUCUGCUCUUUAUACUAGAUGGGCUGGAUGAGUACAAGCAUAAACUGGACUUCACACACAAGAAACUCUGUUCAGACCCUGAACAAUUCUUCCCUGUCCACGUCCUUAUCACCAGCCUGAUCAGACGGACAUUACUGAAGGGCUGUUCAGUCCUGCUUACAAGCAGACCAACAGCCCUGGAGUCCCUGGAUAUGGGGACAGUUGACCGAUUUGCAGAGAUCUUAGGGUUCUUCCCCAAACAAAGGCUGAUGUACUUUAAGAAAUUCUUUGGUGAUGAAGAUCUGGGCUCGGAGGCUUUUCAGUAUGUGGAGGAGAAUGCCAUCCUCUACACCAUGUGCUUCAACCCCUCAUACUGCUGGAUCAUCUGCUCUGUGCUAAGGAAUUACUUCACUAUGAAUGAGGAAGACAGAAAAAAGGCCCCCAAAACUGUUACUGAACUCUUUGUCAUGUUUCUUUACAACAUCCUGACCAAUCAUAAGCGACAGGCAGAGGACCAGAGGGGGAUUCUGGUGAAUCUAGGAAAGAUGGCUUUUCAUGGGGUAGCCAACAGAAUUCUUGUGUUUUAUGACAAGUUUGAGAUGUUCUCCUUUGGACUCAAGUCAGUUGACUCUUCUCCAUUCCUCUCUGGGUUCCUAAAAGAAAUCCUGCAGGAAGAAAAUACUGAGGAAUGCAUAACAUACACAUUCUUUCACCUUACGUUGCAGGAGUUUAUGGCUGCCUGCUCCUUCUUCCUAGAUUCAUCAGAUGACAUAGAGAAGCUGCUUGAGAGGCUAGACUCCUGUACAGAUGGUCGUUUUGAGAUUUUCACUCGAUUCCUUGCAGGACUGGCACGAUAUUCUUUGACGAAACAACUGGAAGAAAUUCUUGGCUGGUUUCUUAGGAAGUCGUCAGUGAAGAUCCUGCAAUGGGUGAAGGAGAAAGCUGAACGAGCUCUGGGGAGCAGGGAUACAAGUGAAUUACUACGAGUGUGCCACUGGCUCUAUGAGACUCAAAAUGAAAAGUUAAUUCGUGAUGCCAUUGGAAAGGACCUAAAGCUGAGCCUUAGUAGCAUAAUAUUAUCACCUCUGGACUGUGCUGUGCUGGGCUCAGUUAUCAAAUGCUGUGGAGAACUUGAGGAGCUUCGGCUGUAUAAAAUAAAUCUGACCCACGAGAGUAUGAAAAGACUGGCACCAGGGCUCAGCUGCUGCCGCAAUGUCUUGAUGCAGGCAUGUGACGUGACACCUCCAUGUUGUGAGGCCCUCUCCUCUGUACUCUGUGAAGAAACUUCACAGGUGAUUCUGCUGCGCCUGGACAGUGACAAUAUUUGCAAUUCAGGAAUACACCUGCUGUGUGAUGGCAUGAGAAAACCAACCUGUAAAUUAAAACAACUGAGGUUGCUGUCAUGUGAACUCACCUCUGAAUCUUGUGAGGCCCUCUCCUUGGCUGUCUCUUCUGAACACUCGCUCCUAACUGAGCUGGACCUGACGGGCAAUAAACUGGGGGACUCAGGAGUGCGCCUACUGUGUAAGGGCCUGAGGAGCCCAAAGUGUAAGCUUGAGACCCUGGGGUAUCCUUUAGCCAGGUUUCCCUUCUACAUAGGGAUUCCUCAUAAUGCAGACAAUAUCAGGUUGGUGUCGUGCAGCCUCACCUCUGGAUCUUGUGAAGCUCUUUCCUCGGUUCUCUCUUCUGAACACUCCUGCCUGACUGACCUGCGACUAACUGGCAAUAAUCUGAAGGAUUUAGGAGUGCGUCUUCUGUGUGAGGGGCUGAGGAGCCCACUCUGCAAAUUACAGACCAUGUGGUUGGUGUCAUGUGGCCUCACAUCUGAAUCGUGCGAGGCUCUCUCCUCAAUCCUCUCUUCUGAACACUCACACCUAACUGAGCUGGACCUGACAGGCAACAUACUGGAAAACUCAGGAACGUGUCUGCUAUGUGAGGGCCUGAGAAGUCCAAACUGUAAACUGAAGAAGCUGGGGCUGGAGUCAUGUGGCCUUACCUCUGGAUCGUGCAAAGCCCUCUCCUCAGCUCUCUCUUCUGGACACUCACACCUAACUGAGCUGGAGCUGACAGGCAAUAAGCUUGAGGACUCCGGAGUACGCCUACUAUGUGAGGGCCUAAGGAGCCCAAAUUGUAAAUUAGAGAGACUGCGGCUGAAGCUGUGUGGACUCACUUCAGGAUGUUGUAUGGCUCUCUGGAUGGCUAUCUGUACAGAACACUGCCAGCUGACUGAGCUGAACCUGGAACACAAUAAACUAAAGGACUUGUUACUGCAUCCGCUGAGGGAGAUGCUCACAAAAGCCAGCUGUAAACUGAAGACCCUGAGUUUGAGCGCUAGUGGAAUCAGCAACAGUGGGAAGAGGAACUUGGAGUCACUCGAAGAGGAGCUCAGCCAGUUUGGAUUGCAGAUUGUAGUCAAUGCAUGGGAAUAG
This is a messenger RNA of Erpetoichthys calabaricus (reedfish), 2937 nucleotides long. RefSeq names its product NACHT, LRR and PYD domains-containing protein 12-like. The transcript has 9 exons. Lineage: Eukaryota; Metazoa; Chordata; Cladistia; Polypteriformes; Polypteridae. Gene Ontology annotation, molecular function: protein binding. The record is from RefSeq and is a predicted model, not a curated record. Bases 121 to 2937 code for a protein of 938 amino acids. Gene Ontology annotation, cellular component: cytoplasm.